Molecule: messenger RNA, 1020 nt
Organism: Anisakis simplex (herring worm)
Lineage: Eukaryota; Metazoa; Nematoda; Chromadorea; Rhabditida; Anisakidae
Source: the annotation of a GenBank genome assembly
AUGCAAAAUAAUUCUUUGGGUGAAAGCGACGAAGUGAAAGCGGCGCAUGGAAACGCAUACCCGGAAAGUUACCCACAACUACGGGUGGGAAGUUUGUGGUCAGUCACGUCAAACGGUUUCGGGCAGUUUCGGACAAGCGACGAAGAGGAACAGGGAAGAAGACGGCUUGAGCAGCCAGCGGCGGCAGAGUCGGGUAAUGAGUCGAGUGGCAUCGGUUCCGGAUCCGGGUCCGAGCCUGGACCUGGGCCUAAAUCGCCGUUGACUUCGACAAGCAGCAUUGCAGUGGUGGUGGCUAACCCCGAGAGCAACACUGUAGCUCCAUCGGAUACAGUAACUGGUACUGUAAAUACAGUAACGAGUACAGUAAUUAUCGACGAUAGCUUUGCCGAGUAUCGUCAAUUUUGUGCGAAUCGUAUGCGACGUCUGGAACGCUACAAGAAGGCACGAAGUUUUUGCAGUGGUUUGGUGCAGCCUGGUGCUGAUGAGGUCGGCAGCGCUGCCGAUUCGACCCUCUCGAGCCUGGCGGCCACCUCGUUGAGAGGCCCUUUACCGGGUCCUGCCGGUCUCAGCAGCGGUCCCUUAAACUCAGCGAACCCUAGACGUGGCCGAUGGAGACCUGCCUCACUGGUAGUGAUGGGUGCUGGCGAUUCACUCGAAGGCUUAGAGUUGCAGAAACUAGCCCAAGUGCAAGCCCAGGCCCAAGCCCAAGCUCAGGCUCAUCAAUUUGGUAUUAACUUAGUCCCGAGAUGCCCUGAACCACCGCCCCAACCACCCCAGCCAUCCCAAUCGGCUUAUGGACCGAUCUUGUCGGCAGAUUUCCCCCCUCCACCGUUGUUUUGCGGCAGUUCAGUCGAAACUCGGGAACUGUCGGGAAUGCACGUUCCCGAGCGGUCAGGCUCGAGUUCUGGCUACAGCUCAGGUCCUAGUUCGGCCCUAAGCUCGUAUUCAGGCUCUGCGUCAAGCUGGGCUACCCAAGAGCCGCCUAAACAGCCUAGGGAACAGGGAAAGGCUCAAAUUGAG